Molecule: messenger RNA, 9907 nt
Organism: Meriones unguiculatus (Mongolian gerbil)
Lineage: Eukaryota; Metazoa; Chordata; Mammalia; Rodentia; Muridae
Gene: Tmem164
Product: transmembrane protein 164
Exons: 7
Coding region: 5342-5788 (148 amino acids)
Source: RefSeq, a predicted model, not a curated record
GGCAUCAGAUCCUAGUAUAGAUAGUUGUGAGCCAACAUGUGGUUGCUGGGAAUUGAAAUCAGGACCUCUGGAAGAACAACCAAUGUUCUUAACAGCUGAGCCAUCUCUCCAGCCCUCUAUUAAUACCUUUUCAACCUGAAGUAGUAUUGUUCUGUACUGGUUGGUUUCUGAGAGGAUGUGGUUGGCUGGGGUUGGGUGGUGCUAGAAGUGUGGCAGGUUUGGCCCGGAAAGUGCAAAUUGGCCUGUGGCAGGUGCUCAGGUGUGUAGGAGGUAGAGAAUGAGAUCAUCUGGAGAGGAAAGUAGUCAUGAGCCUAUCAUCAUUCCAUCCCAAUGCUUUCCACCUCCCCAUCUCCAUCACACAUCAGCAGUGCUGUCACCUUGGGGUAUAUUUUGACUGUGAGUGGAAUGGCUUCUGCCAGUUCACCAGCUGUGUUUGCAGAAAGACUAGCUGACUGGGCUCUGGCUGUUGCUAGCAAAGAGACAUUUCAUUCAGGUGCUGAUUAAAUAAGGCAGAGAUCCAGAUUGCACAUUAAGGCCCUUAACUGCGGCUCUGGGAGCCCUGAGUAAACAUUUAUUAGAUGUUCUGGGCAUAGCAGUAGCAGAGGACCAUGGUGAAGUGUUAGCUUCAGAAAUCGGGUUGAAGGAAAUGGGAGCUAGAAGGAGAUGGAUCCUCUUUUCCUAGAGUAACCAUACCGAAUUGCUGGUGUGUACACAGAAGGACUAGAGAGUUUUUAUCACUGGCAUUAACUUGCUGAGACUGAACCUAUCAGGAUUUGGACACAGAGGGGUUCCUGACUAAGUAGGGCAAUAGAAAUAUCUCCUUGUCCAAAAGUAAGUUGGGCCUAGUGGAGAGAGCAUUUUUGAAUUCUAUUUCCUAGGUUUGGCUUUGAGUUUCAUUACCAUGUGACCUUAGGCUUGAUAUUUAACUACUCAAUCAGUUUCACUCAUCUUUAAAAUAGAAGUUCUGACAGUACCUACCAAACAGGGUUGUUGUGAAAAUUAAAUUAAGUCAUUUCAAUCAAUCAUUGAGCAGAAGUUUUGGCUCACUAUGAGCAUGCAACUGAAUGUUAGUUUUUACUGGCAGUAAUUAUGGUACUAAUGUAUUUCAAGGUUGGUAUAUGAUGGGAAUAUUGGCUGAAGUGUUAUAGUUUUGAGUUCAAAUCCUUUUAGCUAUGUAACCUUGGGUAGCUUAGCUUGUGUUUCCAUAUUUGUGAAAUGGAAUGACCACAUAUAAAUAUACCAGGGAUGUGUAAAGAUUGAGAAAAUAUCAGUAAGUCACUUACUGUAGUAAACGGUACAUGCAGAGUGCACAUUCAAUAUGUUUUAGCUGUGAUAGUCGCUACUACCCUUGUUACCCCAACUACCAUGAUGACAACUGAAAUGAGAGAUGCCUUCAUGAUUAUCAUUGUGAUUGCUGCUGUUUCAAGCUUGGGUGACUGAUGGUAGGGAUUUGACACUGGAUUUAGAACUUUAGUUAACAAAAGUUUUCCGGGAGUGUUUGUGAGAGGCAUGCAGUGGGCAGGAAUACUGAUUUUCAUGAAGCUAGCACCUGGGUGGUAAUAGUUAUGGCUAUUAUGAAGGUUACCAGUCCUUUGGAAGAAUGGUGAGUAGGAAGUUGCUCUGGUGGUUUCCAUGGACCUCUUGCCUUAUUUACUUUUUCUCCGUAUCAGUGGGCUGACUUCGUGGUGCAAGCUAUCUUGAGAUUGGUAGUCUAGGAAACCAGGGAGGAGAUGAACAGAAAUAUGAAAGGAAUGGUUUAUGGUGGGUAGUAUGGAGCUAAAGACAGGUGAAUGGAUUUCAGUUUUAUUUUUUUUUCUCAAUGUCUUUUGAUUGAGGGUUAGGUACUUAAUUGUACAUGGAGACUGAACCACUCACAGGGCUUAGAGAAAAGCAUGUUUAUAUGUUUCUUUCUUUCUUUUUAUUUUGUUGCCGAGCCUGGGGAUGGAACCCAAGGCAGUGUGCAUAUUAGACAAAGUAUUCUACCACUGAGCUACAUACAGACCCAGGCCCAGAAAAGCAAGUUUAAAGCAGACUAGAAUCUUAGCAAAUGGAGAAGCACAGCAUAGUGGAAAGUGUACUGCUUCUGGGUAAGACCCAGAAAAGCAAGUUUAAAGCAGACUAGAAUCUUAGCAAAUGGAGAAGCAUAGCGUAGUGGAAAGUGUGCUGCUUCUGGGUAAGACUCCGGUUGCCUUUGCUUAAUGUCCGAUGAUAGUGCAAAACAAACAAAUCACAGCAACAGCAACAACACAUCACAAAUGCCUUCUACAGUUCUAGUGUUUGGUAAACCUUUUUUUCAAGAACUGCUGUUUUAAAAUAGACUGUGCUCUAGAAUCUAAGCUACCUGUCACUAGAAGAGGACCCAAUUUAAAUGCAGCUUAAGGGCCUUUUUAUACCCUUUUGUCAUGUGACUUUACAGCCGUGGGAUAGGGAGUGGCCUCACCCCCACCUUGGAAGAGCCUCCAGUAUACUCGAGAAUUGAUGGGGUAAAUAUGCAGGUUUUAAGUUGAUUGAGGAAGUGAUAUUUUUCGAUAGUCCUGGUUCCCCUGUUUGGGGCUAGAGUUUGUGGUAAACAGCAACCGAGGAGAAGGGCAGACAUUAGAAUUUCCCUUUUCAUGGUAUGCAAUGCUGGCACACACCUUUAAUCCCAGCACUUUGGAGGCAGAGGCAGGCAGAUCUCUUGAGUCCAAGGUCAGCCUGAUCUGUAGGUUGAGUUCUAGGAUAGUCAAGGCUACACCUUUCUCAACCCCCUGCCCCCAAACAAAAAUAGCUUUUCAAAACUCACUUUUCUGAUACCUAGGAAGGAUUGAAAUAAAGGAUCCUCUUCUUAUUAGUACUUGCUUUUUAUCUGUUAGCAUUUGUUAAAAGUUUCUUUUAUUGCUUCAGUCACGGGUGUGUGUGUGUGUGUGUGUGUGUAUGUGUGUGUAUGUGUGUGUGUAUGUAUGUGUGUAUGUGCCUGUCACUGCACUUUUAUUCUGUUCACUGGACUUUAUUCUCUGCACCCUGCAGGAAUGUUGCUGAGGGUCAUGUGCACAAGGGUCUCAUUUCGAACAUUUCACUCUGGGCCACCUGGGCUGCCUGCUGCUCCUCUUCCCCUCUAUUUCCCUCUCCCCAUCCCUCCCCUUUCUAAGUAUCUCUCAGUUCUAGCAGUAAGCAAUAGGAACACCGAGAGGACAGUGACUCAUUUUACCUAUGUGUCUCCAUUCUGUGUAAUUUCCCCAUCCAGCUCUCCUAUGAACAGCCUUGUGAGAUAGCACCAGCCAAGGCCAUGUGUCCUUGCUUGUGAGAUUUUUUUGGCUCAUAAGUGAAGAACCUGACCUCCAACCCUGUGUCUGUCCUCCCUGGAAAGGCCUCUGAGAGAGAACUUUUGUCUUGGGCCAAGGAGUUAGGAAUGAUCUACUGUUCAAGGUUGAGUUGGAUUUGCCAAGAAUGUGAAGGCUGCUGUGUGCCUGGGUCUGCUGACCAGCCUGUUCCUGUUUGGCCAUGUUUCACAGCUAGUGGUGUUUGCUCAGAUGGCCGUAUGUGGAAACCAGGCUCGGAUGGCUUCCCAAAUUUCUUACUGCCUGCUUUUGGUCUGUGCUGAAAAACAAUUUGCAGAGUACAUGGUUGCCCACACCUGUUAUCAUUAUUUUUUUUUAAAUCUUUCUUUUCCAAUUCACUGUAACCUGGAAUUAAGUUCUGAAUCCUGCUGUGAAUUGGACCCCUUUUGCCAGUGGUUUAGUUUCAUUGAUAAUAGAACUUAAAACUGAUUCAGAAGGAAACAUAAGGAACAUUUUAUUAGAGUUUUCUUUGAGAUGGAUGUUUUCGAGUAGCUACAUGGACAGGGCUGGGGAACAUCAGAGAAAGAAUGAAAAUAGUGUCAGGACAAUUAUAUGUAGGAUUGUAUAUACUUAAGAUUUUAACUGUUAUCCCAAGAAGUAAUGGAGGGGAGGUUAUGCUUUUUGAGUAAGAAACCAAGAAAGCAGCAGACAAACAAGUGCACUGAAGAAGAGUCUUCUGGGAGAUGUAAGUUCAUUGUCUCAUUAAAAGAGAAUAAUUUAGUUCUCCCAUCUCCUUAACAUGUUUUCAGUUUUCCAGACGGUGAUCAUCUUGUCCACUGGCAGGCACAGGUGGAUUAAUGGUUAAGGGCAGGGGAACAAUAGCAUGUUUUAUGAUGUUACAACUUUAGGGGGCAAUUAAAAACAUUGUUUCCACUCUGAGCCAGAGGUAGAGCUUAGAUCCCAUUCUCAAAUCACAAGCUUUAAGGAGAUUUAUCAGGAGGAGAUAGCUUUCCUGUAAUGGGCCUUAAGAAAGCUCUGCUGUCUCUGCUUUCCUUAUGUAUGGCUUCGUAAAUUUUAAGGAGGAGAAACUGUGAUGAUUCUCUUUCUUAAAAUUGUAUUAUCAGAGAAAGAAAGAUAGAGUCCAAAGCUGAGCAAGACUGGGAGGAUUCAUCCUCCAUGACCUCCCCAUCUGAUGGUUGUCUUGCUAUCCAGUGUUUCCACAUUCUUCCUGUCUCUCCUUUGUUAAUGGGUUUCUCGUUUUCUUGUUGUGUACUUCAAACAUAGCUGGGUCCCAAUUCUGGGAUUACACGUGCAUGCUGCAAUAUAACUGCAUGAUUAUUGUACAGAAACUCUUCUUGUCUUUUGAGCCUCCUGCAGAUCUUUGAACUACUACUGUAAACUAGGAACAGGUCUGAUGGACAAAGAAGUGUGAGAUUUCAGAGGAGAAGCUCAUUGUAAUGUCUCAUUAUCUUGCACCCUCCUGGAGAAGUUGACAGUAAUAAUAACACUUGUGACUUGUGUUCUAGACAAGUGUUUUGCUUUUUAUGUAGUCCAGAUUCUCCAUGCACUCAGGAGCCUUCUUCCUCUGCUUCUGAGUUCUAAGAUUACAGGUGUGCAUCAACAUCCCCCAAAACAAUCUGUAACAUUUUUGAGCACUCGUUAAAUAUGCUGCAGUCUUGGUGCUAAGUUUACUGCCCGUGCAUUACUUCAUUUGCAGCCUUCUACAAGGUCACUUUAGGUUUAUCUAAUUGCUUCAUUUGCUUCUAGUUCAUUUCCUGUUUUGUUGACUUGAACACAUAGGAUACUGUAGCAACACUCUCUUCAAUUGUUGAAACAGCUGAGUGGUGGGAAAAAGAACUAAGAAACCAUAGCUGAGAGGUCUCGAUCCUUCAUUUUCUAGCUCUUCCAGACGCUUGAUGUGAGAUGUGUUACUUUAAAAGGCUCCCUUCAGGACACUGUGAAGGCAGAAACAGGCUCAGCAUUGCCUGACAGUUACAACGUUGAGAUAACCUGACUCCUUUUCUUUCAUCUUCCUCCUGGCCUGGCCUCCAUGUCCGGGAACUGUAGUCAUCUUCAAGUUACAGAUGCACAUGUUGAAUGGAGCUCUUCUGGCAUUGCUAUUUCCUGUGGUAAAUACUCGGCUGCUCCCCUUUGAACUGGAGAUUUACUACAUCCAGCAUGUUAUGCUCUAUGUGGUCCCCAUCUACCUGCUUUGGAAAGGAGGUGCUUACACCCCAGAGCCCCUCAGCAGUUUCCAGUGGGCUCUUCUCUCAACGGGUCUCAUGUUCUUUUACCACUUCAGCAUCCUGCAGAUCCUCGGCCUGGUCACCGAAGUGAAUUUGAACAACAUGCUGUGUCCGGCCAUCUCAGACCCAUUCUACGGCCCCUGGUAUCGCAUCUGGGCCUCGGGACACCAGACUCUCAUGACCAUGACCCACGGGAAGCUGGUCAUCCUGUUCACAUACAUGGCUGGGCCCUUGUGUAAAUAUCUGCUAGAUUUGCUCCGGCUUCCAGCCAAGAAAAUAGACUGAAGGUGCUUGGAUUUUGGUUUUUUAUUUUGUUUUUUUGUUUUGUUUUGUUUCUCGCUGAGAAAGCAAGUCCUGAUUUGACCCAGAGAACACCCAGUUCUUGACAAAAUCAUGGGAGAGGGCAAUAGUAUCCUUGGUCUAUUUCCUUUUUUCCUCUUCUCUGUCCCUUUCUUCCACUCUUCCCUUCCCAGAUGCUCCCCAUGGAUAGCUUUUUGUAUCCAGGGAAAGUGCUGGUGAUGGAGCUUCUUCCUUUCUUCCCCUGGGCUCUGGGUCCCCACUAUGCCCCACUCUCUGCGUGGCCUUACCCAGGGAAACGGUAGUCAGUGGCCCCUUUCACACUGCUUGUUGGUGCUUUUAACAACAGCUAGUUGAGGAAGCAGGGAACAAAAAGCAGUAGUUCUUCCAGCAUCCCAGCAGUGAAAUAAUGUUGGGUUCAUUUCUCCACUGCCAGGGACCUCCAGGCUCAUGCUGGGAUCCCCUUUAAUCUCCAGCAUAGCCCCCACCAGAAGGGGACCAAGGCCUUGUUUCUAUACCAGUGGCAAAGCCCAGAGCCAAGGGACUUCCCAGCUCAUAGUCAAAAUAGAUUCUUCCAGUGACUAGUGUCCCAUGACUCAAAGUAAGGAGCCACCGAGCCAAUCCUUCUAGGCGCUGCCUGGGAUGGAUAGUGAUAGCAAUGUACAGCCCAAGGGCAAGAUUCUGUAGAAAGGUGUGUUGAAUGUGAAGUAAGAGGGUAAAGGUGUACAUAGUACUAGGCAGGACCCCCCAAAAAAAUCCUUUACUAUGAAAGCUGAGAUCAGAUCCACAUCCCAGUCUGAAUCGAGCACAGAAAUUAAAAAAUCAAUGAAGUUGAGUGGCAACUUGAGAAAGCCAUGAUCUGAGUCACACUCUAUGUUACAUUCGUUAUUAAUAGGCAGCAGUCUAGUCUCAGCUGCCCCUUGGACCAUCCUCAUUGUCUCUGUAUGUGUCUGUCUGUUCCUCUUUGUCUGAAGCUGCUUCAGGGAGGAGUGAGCUUGUGUUGGGGCUUGGGUGCUGUUUGGCAGUUUGUCUUUUGGAUGUCUGAAAUGGGGAAACCCUUGCAUUUCAGAAAAGUACUCUCGAGCCAUUCCUGGCACUUACAGGACAUGUCCAUUGCUCCUGAAGGCAGUUUCAGGAAGGUUAGAUGUCUUUUGUGUGGCUAGACUCUACAGCUUGACAAUGUCCAAUGCCCAUCUGUAGAUUAAAAGGGAAACCACCAGUGGAUCAAGUCCUCUGAAGGGAGGUGCUUUGGUUGAAAGGUACUUAGUCAUAUGUGGACCUGAAAGGUACUUAGUCAUGUGUGGACCACAAAAUGGGUACAGGUGUCUUUGUAGUUGCUGACGCCUUGGCAACCUUUAGUAGGAAGAGAUUUGCUUAAGAAUAGAGAGAAGUGUGUAACAUGACUACCCCAAUACCCUGUGCCAGUUGCAGUAUUCAGUGUGAGUUUGUGGUAUUAGGCCUAAACUGAGCUUCAGUGACUUGGUGGCCAUGAUUUUACAAAACGGAUUUGCAAGGAAAACAACUGCAGGAGAGUCUGUCAGAGGAAAUGGAAACUAAGGGAAGCCUCUCUGGGAGGAGCCACCUGACCAUGAGGUGAUCUAGUCUGAAGUACUGAAAGUAAGAACUCACAGUAUGCUUCUUCCCCUUGAGCUCAUGCCAUGGCAUCUCCCCUCUCUGCCAUUUGUGAGGGCCAUGCCAAGCUUCCCUUUGCUGUCUCUUACCCUCACUUUUUCAGUUGCUGGUUUGAGAAGUCAGGGGAUGAAUAGAAUGUGUGAAGGCCUCCCUGAUCCUGAACCUCUCUAUAAAAUAAGAGUGUGGAGAAGAGGUCAUAGGAAAGGAGUCCAUGAGACUUGACUCGGCUCCUGCCACAACAUGGAGCUGCUAUCUGCAGUGAUGUAGGGCCUCGGCUGAGGGGAUCAAUUCUAGAAUGCCACAGAGGUGGGAGUACCUCACAUGCUUCUUCCCCAUCUGAGGCAUCAUGGCCCAGGUUGCUAAGGCAUCUUGGUUUGCCCUGCAUUGGCAUUCCUCCAGUAGCCUGCCUCUGCUUUGGCACCAGCUCAGCAGAUGAUUUCUGGUAGGCAUUUCCUAGUGCUCAAAGAAAGAGAGGAAAUUCAAAGCCGUGUUGCCUGGCAUGGCCAGGCCAGAGUCAGACAUACCUAUUGGGAAGAAAAUGAAAGGGGCACACAGGGGCCUAGGUUGACUCAUACAUAAGGAAGUUAAAGAAACAGAUUGUGGCACCUUUAACAGAUUCCGUAGGGAGCCUUAGCCUGUAUUUAAGGUGUUGGAGAACAGGGAACCUCUUCACUGCCUAAAUCUCACUCUUACCUUGGUCUGAGCCCAAGGUAAGGGAAUAGGUCUUAGCACUUUGUCUUAGGAGUUGCCCCCAAGUAUGUCCAAAAGCCUGCACUUUACUGUCUGUGGUACAAGAAAAGAGAAGACAGUUUGCCCUGACUUUGUAGCUCCUCCUCAGGCCUCUCUUGUCUGCAGGAAGGCUGUUUGUUCCCUAACCACCUUGGCCAAAGUUCUAUGUGCAAUCUACCAGCAUAUGAGGGCUCUGUGCCUGUGUGAGAAUGCUAGAGAGAUGGCCAGUAAGAGGGAACUAUGCGUCCUCAAGCCCUCCUUGUCCAUGGUCAUGGGGCUGGGUCAACAAGUUUAGUUGGCUAAGCUGUCUUCCCUGCUUAAAAGUCCCCACCCCCAGUAUUCAGUUGGGUAUGUAUAAGACUUGGCCCACUAUCCUCUCAGAAGCCUAGCAGCAUGUUCUUGUGUCAUUCCGUGACAUACUGUGGGGUUGGGGAGCCACCACCUCUACCUUUCUAAGUCUGUCCUUCGUCUUUCUGUGGACUUCUUUGUAAGUGUGGGGGUGGUCUACGGGGUCUACAUGGGCUAAAUGGGGUCAGCAGUGCACUUUUUUCUAUGGUUCCUCAGCCUUCCUGCCAGACUAUCCCUUUUGAUAUAUAGCCUCUGUCAUGGGUUUGCUUUGUGUGAUCAUGGAUGAUUCAGUGUUUUGUGAUAUAAUUACACAUUUCUCAUGGAUAGAUAAGUGUCAGCAGGGUUCUAUGCAGUAGAACUGGGGUUAGGUAAUGCCCAGAGUUGGGAUGGGUGUUGAGGAGAUGGUAAAGGGCCCUUUAAACGCUCCAGCUUCUAAAUAGACUUCCCUGGAAUUCUGUCACUUGUCUUCUGUGGAAGAAGAGUUUCUUAAUUGUUUCUACUGCAAGCAAGGCCUGGAGGGGAGGAAAACGGGGGGGGGGAGGGGGCUUCUGAUGCUGUAGGACAAGAUAUUGCUGCUGGUUUUAGUGAGCCAGGACGGGCCUCUCAGGUAACUUGGGAAGAUCCCAGACCCAGAAGAGGUGUCCUGUCUCCUCCUGGCCCUGCCCUCUCUGAGGGAGGAGCCUAUUAGAGGAGUCAGUCUUCCUCUGGCAUAUGCAAUGAGUUCAUUGUGCACAAGAAGACCAAAGCUGCUUGCUCUUGCCCUUGUCUGUGACACUUUUAUACACUGAAUUGCUACUCAUGGCACUGAGCAGACCUCCAUCCCUACUCAGUGAAAAACAAAAACAAAAGUCAUUUUGAUGUUUUGGAUGAUGUUUUUGGAAACUCUUGAUUGAUUUUGGUGUCAGUGUUAUGUUAGAUUUUAAAGCAUUUUUCAUUUAUUUGAUGUAAUUGUGGUGAAGAGAACAGGAUUGAAUGGUGUACAAUUAUUUCUUCUGGGACAUUGGUGAAAGCCUACAUCCUUCUCAAGCUGAGCCUGCCAUGUACCCUCAUGUGCAGGGCUCUCCUGGGAGCCAGUCUCUGAAAUCCCUAGAUGGCAGCAAGAUGGAGCCUCUUUGUCAGGCUGCUUCUGGGGUGUUCCUCCCCACCUCCAGUCUACCUCUCCUCUUUGGGUGUUUUUGUAAUGUGUUUUCUCUGUUUUGUAAAAUCUCUUUGAUUGUACUAAAGUGGUUUCUGCAGCCACCUUUGGAAAUAAAUGGUCCUUAAUUUGUGUACUUAGCAUUUUGAAUUUAGCCUCAGGUGUUUCUGCUGUUGAAGAUCCCUGAAUGAAAGGAACCCUCCCCAUGGGACUUAUUGUUACAAUGUUUUCUUCAUUUACUGUUAUUAAAAGAUUUAUGAGAA